CGUAGAUUCUUGCUUUCGUUUUAACACAUGUAAGUCAAAUAAUGCAUCAAGAUAAACUAAUUGAAAUUUGAAACGCACAAAAGCUUCCUCCUUCCCUCCAUAAUCCCAAUCUGUGUAGCCAUGUGCGAUGCAUUCGUCUCACCACCAUCUCUGCUAAUCCUCAGAAAGCUUCGAAUUUCAAGCUCCCCAUAUGGCUCUACUAGUUCAAUCAAACCCUCAGUUAGAUCCAAGUACCGAAGCGUUCAUGCCUCCCUCAAUCAAAGUCAUUCAAACAGAUGGUCUCUUCAAGGGAUGACAGCACUUGUUACUGGUGGUACCAGGGGAAUUGGGCAUGCGAUUGUGGAGGAAUUGGCUGAGCAUGGGGCAACUGUACACACCUGUGCUCGAAAUGAAUCUGAACUAAAUAGCUGUUUGAAGGGUUGGGUGGAUAAGGGUUUUGAGAUCACUGGUUCAGUCUGUGAUGUAUCUUUACAACAUGAUCGUGAAAAGUUAAUGAAAGAUGUUUCCUGCUUGUUUGAUGGAAAGCUUUAUAUACUUGUAAACAAUGUGGGGACAAACAUUAGGAAGCCAAUGGUGGAGUUAACAUCUAAAGAAUUUACCACACUAAUGUCAACAAAUUUUGAAUCGGUUUUUCACAUCUGCCAACUUGCAUACCCAUUGCUCAAAGCAUCAAAAACAGGGAGCGUUGUGUUCACUUCAUCCGUAUCAGCUUUUGUCUCACUCAAGUCCAUGACUCUACAAGGAGCCACAAAAGGAGCGAUUAAUCAGCUUACAAGAAACUUGGCUUGUGAGUGGGCAAAAGAUGGUAUCAGAAGCAAUGCUGUAGCCCCUUGGUAUAUCAAAACAUCCAUGGUAGAACAAGUACUAAGUAAGAAAGAGUAUGUUGAAGAGGUGGUUGAUUGCACACCACUUGGGAGAUUAGGGGAUCCAAAUGAGGUCUCAUCACUCGUUGCAUUUCUUUGUAUGCCCGCUUCAUCUUAUAUCACUGGCCAAAUUAUAUGUGUUGAUGGUGGCAUGUCUGUAAACGGUUUCUACCCAAAGCAUGCCUAGCUUUUCUUCCUAAUCGUGUUUUACUGUGUGCUAUCAAUUUGCUAA
This is a messenger RNA of Lactuca virosa, 1095 nucleotides long. NCBI's taxonomy places the organism in Eukaryota, Viridiplantae, Streptophyta, Magnoliopsida, Asterales, Asteraceae. The record is from the annotation of a GenBank genome assembly.